AUGACUAUCAGCAAUAAAAAAAGGCAGCAAUUACAGGCUCUUGAAAAGGCCAGGGCCAAUCAAAAACGUAUAAAAACAGCUCAUUUUGACAAUGAAGACAACAACAACAAAAGUGUAUUCAAGCCACUGGACUUGUACAAUGACUCUGAGACAUCACUCUGCAGACUAGGAGUGGAUGUAGUCUAUAUAGCCCCUGACCCCUGUGGCUCCGAACUGGAUCAUCCUCCAGCUUAUCCCAAUUCCCCCAAUUCUUUUGACUCUGACUCUUCUGAUUCUGAAGGAGAUUCCGACUCUGGCUCUAGCAGUGGAGAACUCCCAUGGGAACUUAGUUAUUACCGCCCACCAACUGUUGCCCAAGCGCAGACAGCACUUGCCACACUUGAUUCUGCACGCCGGACCCAACUUCCAUCAGGUGGAUACAAGUACAAAGACCUGGACCGGAUCACUGCUGAGCGAUACACUGCAAUACAAGCCUGUCUGAACCAAUUCCUUGAGGCUGAGCCAAAAGGAAAGAAAUUUAUUCAGGCAUCCAAGGAUGCAGCACGUUGGUGGAACGUAUCCACACUGGAGGAUGAGGAUGUGUCAUCUGCAAUCAGGCUUCACUUACAGAAAGCUGGGAAGUUGGCGGGUGCACAGGAUGUGGUGGACUUUCUGUCUGAUCCAGAGGUUUGGAAAACACUGGACAUCAAGAAAAAGAUUAGUCUUCGAACAGCACAACGCUGGCUCUCUCGGGCUGGUUUUUCUUGGCGAUCUGAACCUGUGGGCCAAUACUUUGACGGUCACGAACAACAAGAUGUAGUUGAAUACCGGCAAAAGGUAUACAUACCUUUCCUGAAGAAAAUCGAGCGGCGGCGAAUAAUUUAUAAUCGGGAUGGUGUUGAAGAUCCUACACGUCCAUUGCGAUUACUACCUGGCAAGAAACCCAUUAUUUUGUGGUUUCACGACGAGACAAUUUUUUACGCAAACGAUCGUCGUAAAGUUCGAUGGGUCUUUGUUGGAGAAAGCCCAGUACCACACAAGAAAGGAGAGGGGUGUAGUUUAAUGGUGGCCGACUUUGUGUGUGCAGAGUUUGGGUGGUUGCGUGGACCGAAUGGUGAAUCUGCGAGAGUAACAAUGUUUCCCGGGGGCGACAAAGAUGGAUGGUUUACAAACGACCGUGUCAUUCUUCAACUAGAGGAUGCUGUCAAAAUUGUCAACGAACACUUCCCCCAGUUCACUCACAUAUUUGUGUACGACAAUGCUCCUUCGCACACGAAACGCUCGCUUUCCUCACUUUCCGCUUAUGGAAUGCCCAAGGGUCCGCUUCUGGACUGGCCUUACUACAAGGACAAGGACGACAAACGCGUGUUUGUGAGAAUGGAGAAUGGUUUUCUCCCAGACGGCUCACCCCAGGAGUUCUAUGACCCAAACAAACCCAAUCGUUUCAAGGGAAUGUCGUGGAUUCUUCGAGAGCGCGGUCUCGGUCAUCUUGCCGAUUUGAACGCAGUUUGCACGAAGGGAUGUGAACCAGGGAAGACUGACUGUUGCUGUCGUCGGGUAAUGAUGAACCAGCCAGAUUUCAAUAAUCGUGAAUCAGGCUUACAAGAGGCUGCUCGAGAGCUGGGAACUGAAGUGGUAUUUCUCCCAAAGUACCACUGUGAGCUGAGUAUGAUAGAGCAAGUCUGGGGAUACGCAAAAAGAGACUAUCGAGAUAAUCCCCCUAAUAGUAGCUCAAAAAAGUUGAAGGAGAACGCACUAAAGGCAUUAGAAUCACCCCCAAUUUUAUCGAUGCGCAAGUUCGCUGCUCGUUCUCAACGUUUUGCCGAUGGAUAUGACCAUGGUAUGGACGGGUCCCAAGCUGCUGCGUGGGCUACAACGAUAUUCAAACAUCACCGAGAGACCCCAGCACAUAUUCCGUACGACGAGAUUGCUCCUAACUAUGUACAUACAACAAACAAUUAA
Rhizoctonia solani is the source of this 1941-nucleotide messenger RNA. RefSeq names its product DDE superfamily endonuclease. The transcript is spliced from 6 exons. Gene Ontology annotation, molecular function: nucleic acid binding. The record is from RefSeq and is a predicted model, not a curated record. Bases 1 to 1941 code for a protein of 646 amino acids. Lineage: Eukaryota; Fungi; Basidiomycota; Agaricomycetes; Cantharellales; Ceratobasidiaceae.